Molecule: messenger RNA, 5095 nt
Organism: Balaenoptera ricei (Rice's whale)
Lineage: Eukaryota; Metazoa; Chordata; Mammalia; Artiodactyla; Balaenopteridae
Gene: CENPL
Product: centromere protein L
Exons: 11
Coding region: 3494-4534 (346 amino acids)
Source: RefSeq, a predicted model, not a curated record
CUAUACAAUGACCUGAGAGAUUCGUUAUGAGAAAAAUGUCCAUCACAGCUUUAAAACCUUGCUUUGGAAGGAACUAAUGAGAAAGCAGAUUGGAAGGAUUCUGGCAUGAAGAGGCCAGUGAGGGAGCCAGGGCAAGUACUGUUUACAUUUCACACAUGCAGGAAGGGACGCUAAGAGAGGUUUAUACAACUUGCAAGGUAAAGCACUGAUUAAGAGUUUGUGACUUUUAUUUCAGUGAUUUUUUACUUUAUAUCAUGUUGCUUCUCACUAUAUUAUGUUGAUAGCUGAAAUGUCAUUAUCCAGCUUACUUUAUAGGAUUCUCUUGGUGAGGCUGGUUGAACUGACCCCUCCAUCAACGGACCCGUCUAAAGGGGCAAGAAUCUUCCCACAUUUCACAUAUGGUUUGAUUACCUCUGUCCUAAGAGAACAAUCUACUAUCUGGGUAUGAAACACAUGAUUAGAAAACACUAUGCCAUUAUGUUACUCUGUCAAAGAGCCAUGUUUCACACCUCUCCAAGUAAAAAGAAACUUCAAAAAAGUCCCAAACAAAAUAAUCCUAAUAAUGCAUGCUCUCGUUAAAAUUGGAUACCUUUUAUCUGUUUCUUCAUUGAGGUGAAGAAUGUUGCCUGGAUUCCUUCCAUUUAAAAACUUGAAGUCAGAUCUGUGGCUGAACUCCAGAUCUGAUUUUAGCCUUGGGGAAGCAAAGAGGACAAAACUCAAAAGCUCAACUUUCUGGAUGGCAUGGAUGAUUCAAUGAGCUCUUUUCUGUUUUUGAGUCUGUUGGCCAGGAGACCUGGAUAUGAUAGGGCUUCAGUUCCUCAGGCGGGAUAGAAUCUGGGGCAUCGCUCAUAAGGUCGUGGCCCUGGAAAGAUUUGGGGAAGGCUAUGACAUCUCUGAUGCUUGGCGCUCCAGUGACAAGGCACAUCAGUCUGUCUAACCCUGUAAAAUACAAAGUUAAUAGAUGAGAAUGUAACCUAAGGUUGGGGGUGACUUAAUUUUUCUAUAAAGGUUGUAGAAAACUUUUAAGUAAGAACCUUUAAUAAGUUGCAGCUAAGCAUAGUUCCCUGCCUUUUUAGAGAACUUUUGUUUGUUUGAGAGGUUUUUUUUUAUCUCAUUCCAGAAAAGUGCUCAGGACUAAUAUUCACACGCUACUGGGAUUAAUAGUCACAGCAAUUAAUGAGUCCUGAGCAAGGGCUUACUGAAGGUUGAACAAAAUUAGGUGCUGUGCAGGGGACUCCAAAAACACAGAAGGAAGUCCUUACUGUUGAAAGCGUACAAUCUAGGGAUACAUAUGGCUUUGAUGGUUCCUUGGGGUUUACUAAGCGCAUCCUGAAGAAAUCCAACCUUUGUGUUUCUGAACAUAUCACUGAUAUCUACAAUCUGGAAAAUGGAUAACAGGAAAAGAGCACAGGCUCCAGACGCGCAGGCUCAGCAAUUGUGGCUCACGGGCCCAGUUGCUCCGCGGCACGUGGGAUCUUCCCAGACCAGGGCUCGAACCCGUGUCCCCCGCAUUGGCAGGCAGAUUCUCAACCACUGCGCCACCAGGGAAGCCCCCUUUUUUAAAAAAAUUGAGCACUGCCUAUUCGUGGACCAAGCAGAACUCAGUUUCUGAGGAAUCUGCACUGAGAACUGAGAUAUAGAAAUGUCACCAGCGUUACAGUGAUGAAGGGCUGUUGCUGUCUAAGAGCAAAUAACAAGAGGCCUGCUAAGGAAAACUGCUCUGUGAAAACCACCAUCAUGCAUACUUAAACCACCUGCCUCUAUCUACCUUCGGUACUGAAUCCAUCCACACAAGGUGACUUCUUGGCCUAAGUAAGAAGAACGCAACUCUCCACACGUGUUGGUCCGGGCAACAAAGCUACUGAGUUCUUAAAGAAACGAAAAAAAGGAGAAAACUACAUUAUAAGAAAUGAAGAGGGUGAAUGAUGUGCUUCUACACAUAAAGCUAUCCAGUCGAGACUAGGGGGAAAAUGGAAUAAGCACUCUUGCUGCAGAGAAAAGGAGGAAGGGCUGUUCAGAGGACAAACCUCUUCACUACAUUCACCUGGAAUUCUCCUCUGUGAACUCAGUACCAGACUUCGGGAGAAAGAACCCCAGAUCAGCUGUGUGGUCCUUCUAGUGGGUCUGGAUAAACCCCUGUACAGCCGACUUAACCAACAGAACAUGUUAGAGCCGCAGGAUGGCGAGACGCUCAGGAAUCUCACGCUGCACUUGUUGGAUGGCGGUCAAAAGUCAGUUUUGGAAAUACACACAAAUCCCUUAAAAUGUUAGUAGUUCCCACUCUCUUAUAUUUAAGCCCUUGUCCGCUGAACAUUCAACAGCUCGUGUCGGCAAACUAGAUAAAUCUGCAAAGUCUUUGGGGCCUUUGGGGAAGUUGGGUAGGGGAAAGAACUUUUAAAAUCUUUGUCCCCUCUUAACGCAUCCGUUUCACUUCUAUUAACAAACAAAGCUUCGGCCUGAAGUGACAAGCGUACGAUUCCAUACAGCAGCCAAGGCAGGACACCGCGGCCACGCAGAGGCAGCACGGGGCCGGUCAGCAGGCGCACGCCCUUCCCAUCCUUCCACGCUUCCCAGAAGGUUCCCGCGGGCAGAACUGGAAAACAGGGAGGAAAAUCAGCCCCGCGUUUCAAAUCUCCCAAACCUGGUGGCCGACCUCGGGUCUUCAGAAGGAGGAAUGCAAGCAAAUCCAAAAUGUUUCUAGGGCCCGAAACCACACACAGAUCGCCGCUGGGAGGCAAGCGCUCCUUAACCCACCCCACGAACAACCAAGCUUACGGUGGAAGGAGUCAACCAGUCAGAGCACAGGGAAUGCCGCCAUCUUUACUACGGGCGGAAAUUUGAAGGACCGUUUAGCACCGGUAGAAAAGCGCGGAAGGUUAACUCCCCGCGAUUAGGAAAGUAGACGAUAAUGGUUAGAGCGCUCCCGUGCCCUCAGUCAAAAUGGCAACCGUAGUUGCUUCACUGACUUGAAAUCGGCGCCAUGGAGGCGUCUAGCGUCCUGCCGCAGAGCUAGUCGGGAAACGAUUUUAAACUGAGGAGGCGGCUGAACGCAAGGUUGCUGCUUCUUAACGGCGGGAUUUUGGAGCUGGCGUUGGCCCCUGAGGGCUCAGCUGGAGAGGGGCGAGUUGGGACACACUGUCCCUUGCCCUUUCCCUCCGUGGGCUGAAGCAGACUCCGCAGGAGCGAGGGUCGCGGAGCUGGGUGGCUGAGUCAGCGGAAAUGUCCCUCCCGGCGUGAAGUGUCGGGCUCGGCUGGCGCCUGCGGGAACGGAAAUCUCCUUACUGGGCCCGUUUGCGUCCGUCGUGAACCCACCUGUGGUGGAGCGAGAGGGAAUUUGGGAGCGCCAGGGGUUCCUCCGGACUUACUCUUCGCUGUCAUUUUGGCGGCUGUUUUACUUCAGGGGAUUUCAGUUUCGACGUAGUUUUGGAUCCAGACUUGAAGAAUGAUUCGUGAAGGGAAUGGUUGACAGCGUCAUCACGGCAUUUUAUUGACCAUGGAUUCUUAUGAUGCACCAGAAUCGACUCCUAGACAGUGUGCAUCCUCAAGGCUUAAAGAUUACUUUAUAGGUGCCACCCCUCUGCAAAAACGAUUAGAAUCAGUCAGGAAGCAGACUUCAUUUAUCCCGACUCCACCUCGAAGGAAAAUUCCCCAGUGUUCACCACUGCAGGAAGAUGUUGAUCCUCAAAAGUUUGCAUUCCUUCUGCAUAAACAAUGGACUUUAUAUAGUUUAACUCCCUUAUAUAAAUUCUCCUAUACUAAUUUCAAAGAGUAUUCUAGACUUCUGAAUGCAUUUAUUGCUGCUGAAAAGCAAAAAGGACUUGCUGUGGAAGUGGGAGACGACUUCAACAUCAAAGUGAUUUUCUCUACUCUCCUGGGAAUGAAAGGAACACAGAGAGACCCUGAAGCAUUUCUUGUCCAGAUUCUGUCAAAAUCUCAAUUGCCAUCUGAGCACAGAGAAGGUAAAGUGUUGUGGACUGGUUGGUUCUGCUGUAUAUUUGGAGACAGUCUUCUGGAGACUGUUUCAGAAGAUUUCACCUGUCUACCCUUAUUCCUUGCAAAUGGUGCAGAGACUAAUACAGCCAUAAUUGGAACCUGGUUUCAGAAAACUUUUGACUGUUAUUUCCGUCCCUUAGCAAUCAAUGCGUUUAAUCUUUCCUGGAUGGCUGCUAUGUGGACUGCAUGCAAAAUGGACCAUUAUAUGGCUACUACUGAAUUUCUUUGGUCUGUACCCUGUAGCCCUCAAAGUCUGGAUAUCUCUUAUGCCAUACAUCCAGAAGAUGCAAAAGCUUUGUGGGACAGUGUUCACAAAACACCUGGGGAAGUUACCCAGGAGGAAGUUGACUUAUUCAUGGAUUGCCUGUAUUCACAUUUCCAUAGGCAUUUCAAAAUUCAUUUAUCAGCCACAAGAUUGGUUCGUGUUUCAACAUCUGUAGCUUCAGCACAUACUGAUGGAAAAAUAAAGAUUUUGUGUCAUAAAUACCUUAUUGGAGUGUUGGCAUAUUUGACAGAACUGGCAAUUUUUCAAAUUGAGUGAGGCCUUGUGGGGACUAUAAGUUAUGGAUUAUAUACCUUUUUCUCAUUGACUAUCUGCCUGAUUGCUAUGCUGAGGGGGACUGCAGGAGAAAUGGGCAUCUGUGCAUUUGUUUUCCUCACAGUGCCUUGGAGUUACCCAGAUGAAAGCCAAGAAGGAUCUAGAAGAACAAAGAAGGUGGUAGUGGAUGAACCACAGCCAGGUGCUCGUGUAAUAUAGUCCUGGUCAUCUGGGAUGCCAGUCUCUAGAAUAUGCCAAGUUAUUAAUUUGUUGGCCAUCUUUCUAAAAAAUAUAUAAUGUUUUAUUAUGUCAAAAUUUUUAGGAUUCAAAUGAGAUACCUCUAAUAUUGAAUAUUUCUGAUUUGCAUCUUUAAAACCUUUAAUCCCUAAUUUUAAGCAUUUUAGACUUGUAUUCAGAGAGAAUUUAUAUGUUCUACAGACAUUUUCCUAGCAUCAUUUUGCUGUAGAGAACCAGCAAUCAAAAUCCUCCCCAAAGGAAACUAAAGUUACUAUACAUUUUUUAAGCCACUAAUACGCUUCUGUUUUUAAUGCUGUUUAAUUCUUA